CAAGUUAGAUAUACAUUAUGUUUUUUAGAAUAUCGCCAGCGAAAAUGUCGUUCGGAAUAUCUCAAUCCAAUUAUUUAUUUAACGGCGGCCAGUUAACGCCGUCGAUAUACUUCGCCGGAGCUCCGACCAACUUGUCCUCUCUCCUAGUCUCAGGCAAGAAGAAGAAGUCAUUAUUCUCUACUAGAAUAAGAAGAAUUCAAGAACUUCAAAACACAUUACAAGUCAAAAGAACUCCACCUCUAGUCUGUGGAAGAGUCUCCCCUCGUCUUCCUGUUCCUGAUCACAUACCAAAGCCUCCCUACCUUGAAUCUACCGAACCACCAAAGAUAUCAAGUGAACAUCAGUUUCCUGACUCCAAAGGCAUCGUUAAAAUGAAAGCAGCCUGCGAGCUCGCUGCUCGUGUGUUAGACUACGCAGGAACUUUAGUUAAACCAUUUGUUACCACAGAUGAAAUCGACAAAGCAGUGCACAAGAUGGUUAUCGAGUCUGGUGCUUACCCUUCACCUCUUGGAUAUGGAGGGUUUCCGAAGAGUGUUUGUACAUCAGUCAAUGAAUGCAUGUUUCAUGGCGUCCCGGACUCUCGUCAGCUACAGGAUGGGGAUAUUAUAAACAUAGAUGUCGCAGUCUACUUGGAUGGAUAUCAUGGAGAUACGUCUAGGACUUUCCUCUGUGGAGAUGUCGAUGAAAGUCUUAUACAACUUGUGAAAGUCACAGAAGAAUGCUUGGAGAAAGGUAUGUCGGUUUGUAGAGAUGGAGCAAGCUUCAACGAGGUUGGGAAGAUCAUCAGUGACUAUGCUGCAAGGUAUGGCUAUAACAUGGAGCGCUUUAUAGGGCAUGGUGUAGGAACGGUAUUACAUUCAGAGCCUCUUAUAUAUCUUGACAAAAACUAUGAUUUUGAAAUUGGCUAUAUGAUUGAAGGUCAAACGUUUACGCUUGAACCAAUUCUCACCAUUGGAACCACUGAGUUUGUAACAUGGCCGGACAAAUGGACAAUUUUGACAGCAGAUGGUGGUCCGGCCGCACAGUUUGAACAUACGAUUUUAAUUACCAAGUCUGGUGCAGAGACUCUCACCACAUUAUGAACUGUAGAUAGUGUUCUAGAAUUAAAUUAUUGACGAUUCAUA
This is a messenger RNA of Raphanus sativus (radish), 1124 nucleotides long. RefSeq names its product methionine aminopeptidase 1C, chloroplastic/mitochondrial. The transcript is spliced from 9 exons. Bases 18 to 1082 code for a protein of 354 amino acids. Gene Ontology annotation, molecular function: metalloaminopeptidase activity. Lineage: Eukaryota; Viridiplantae; Streptophyta; Magnoliopsida; Brassicales; Brassicaceae. Gene Ontology annotation, biological process: proteolysis. The record is from RefSeq and is a predicted model, not a curated record.